Molecule: messenger RNA, 217 nt
Organism: Ilex paraguariensis (yerba mate)
Lineage: Eukaryota; Viridiplantae; Streptophyta; Magnoliopsida; Aquifoliales; Aquifoliaceae
Source: the annotation of a GenBank genome assembly
CCAUAACAGCAAGUCACCGAGUUCGAGGCCCCAACAUACGACGUUCCAAGUGUUGAGGUGGCUCCCACAGAGGGACCUGACGAAACAAGAAAGGGAGAGUGUGGCAAGGAUAGUGCCGAUAACUGUUAGUGAUGAAUCAGAGGAAAUGUCUCCUCUUUGGCUCCCUUCCCCCACUCUUUCGACGCACCAAGGGGAUCCAACUAUCCCUGGUACCCUC